Acaulospora morrowiae is the source of this 1704-nucleotide messenger RNA. Lineage: Eukaryota; Fungi; Glomeromycota; Glomeromycetes; Diversisporales; Acaulosporaceae. The record is from the annotation of a GenBank genome assembly.
AUGUCAACGAAUGACGAGGACGAUCGUGAGGUGACGAAACGACUUUCUGCUCCCUAUUUGAGUAAUGUAUCUUUACGAUUGUUCACGCCUCUUGUCGAGCGUUUCUCUUUCAUUUCGUCGCUCCUUUUCUGGAAUUCUGGCGUUGGGAAUUUGAGGAAUAGGACUUUUGAAGAUGAUGUAACCAUGAUUCCGUUGCCUUUGCCAAAGGAAUUGUUUGAAAUUGAGGAGGAAAAGAAUGUGGUCGGACUUGAAAUUUUCAGACAAGGAAAGGAAAAAAAUCAUUCAUUUUCGGAACAUUCGAGCUAUUUUAGCGCGUUAGAUUUCCACGAGGCCUAUCUUUCCAAGAAGCUUACUCCUUUAAAAGUUUGUGAAUCCCUGAUCCUUAAAAUUCAAGAAUCUCAUUCGGGCAAUUCAUCUCUUGACUGCAUCUGCAUGUAUAAUCAAGAUGAUAUCAUUGCGCAAGCUACAGCUUCAACUGCCAGAUACGAACAAAAUCUAGCAUGGGGACCUCUCGAUGGUGUUCCUAUUGCAGUUAAGGAUGAAGUCGAUGUGAAAGGUUAUGAAACUCGAGCAGGUACAAAAUAUAUAAAUCUCAACAAUCCCGCCCAGAAAGAUUCGUUUGCUGUUAAGAAAUUAAAAGAUAAAGGUGCCAUUAUAAUCGGGAAAACGAGCAUGCACGAAAUUGGAUUGGAUAUUACAGGUAACAAUCCGAAUUUUUUAACACCUCGCAAUCCGUACAAUGUUGAACAUUAUUCCGGUGGAUCGAGCGGUGGCAGCGGAUGUGUCGUUGCUGCUGGAUUAUGUCCAAUUGCCAUCGGGUGUGAUGGUGGUGGUUCAAUAAGAGUUCCAUCGGCAUUUUGCGGAAUUUACGGAUUAAAAACCACAUGUGGAAGAGUAUCCGCUACUGGAAAAUGCGUUGGUGGGCCUAUGGCGUCAAGUGCUGAAGAUCUUGCAAUGUCGUAUUACGUUAUGGCUGGAAAAGAUCCAGAGGAUCCAAAAACAUUUCAUCAACCUUCACCUACGCUUCACGGCCUUUAUUCAACUGAUGAUCUAUCCGAUCUAAAAAUUGGAGUUUUUUCUGCGUGGAAUAAGCAGGUGACUAAUCCUGCCAUUUCAGAAGCGGUCAAGACAUUUACUGAGGCAUUUAAACUCCGAGGGGCAGAGAUUGUGGAAAUUGAAAUUCCGGAGUUGGAAGAAGCGAGGCUUGCUCACGUGAUUUCAAUUGGUGCCGAACACAAUGCUGCAAUAAGCAAGUACAAUGGUAAUCAUUUGCUUACUCAUCCAAAUCGGAUUUUACUUUCGGUAACAUCCAACAUAACUGUUUCGGAUUAUAUGCAAGCUCAGCAAGUUCGUAAUCGUGCAAUGCGAAAUCUUUCUAAAGUGUUUUCGCAAGUUAACCUCAUAUUAACACCAACUACUGCAAUAACGGCGCCAAAAAUCCGUCCAAGUGCAUUAAAAUAUGGAGAAGUUGAUUCAUUGACUACAUCAGACGGUAUGAGAUUUAUGCAAUUGUCGAAUUUUACUGGCAUACCAGCGGUGUCGGUACCAGCAGGGUAUGAUGAUAAUCAAUUGCCGAUUGGAUUACAUUUUAUGGCCAAAUGGUAUGACGAGGCAACUUUACUAAGAAUGGCUAAAGCUUCGGAAGAAAUUCUUGGAAGUAAAAGAAAACGACCCGAUAAAUUUUGGUUUGGGAAUUGGCUGUAA